CCGCUCCGCCUCCUCCGUCACCGCCAUCAGCCUUCCCAGCUCGGCUGUUGUUCUUCCCCGACGCGAUAGACGGGGGAUCGGGCGAGGAGUCAGCGGUGCGACCCGGAGAGGUGGGACGGAACCGGUGGAGAGAAAUUUCCACAGACAUGACUACUUUAACCCGACAGGAUCUCAACUUUGGACAAGUUGUGGCUGACGUGCUUUCUGAGUUCUUGGAAGUAGCUGUUCACCUCAUCCUUUACGUCCGAGAAGUCUAUCCUACCGGGAUCUUUCAGAAGAGGAAAAAAUACAACGUACCUGUCCAGAUGUCUUGUCAUCCAGAACUGAAUCAAUAUAUCCAGGACACCCUUCACUGCAUCAAACCUCUGCUGGAGAAGAAUGAUGUAGAAAAAGUCGUGGUGGUAAUUCUGGACAAAGAGCACCAUCCGGUGGAGAGAUUUGUAUUUGAAAUCACGCAGCCGCCCCUGCUGUCUAUCAGCUCUGACUCUCUUCUGAACCACGUGGAACAGCUCCUCCGUGCCUUCAUUUUGAAGAUCAGUGUCUGCGACGCGGUGUUGGACAACAAUCCUCCAGGUUGUACUUUUACCGUCCUGGUGCACACCCGUGAAGCCGCCACCCGUAACAUGGAGAAGAUCCAAGUGAUCAAGGAUUUCCCCUGGAUCCUUGCUGACGAACAGGAUGUCCACAUGCGCGACCCCCGGCUGAUCCCUCUGAAGACCAUGACGUCAGAUAUUUUAAAGAUGCAGCUCUAUGUAGAGGAGCGGGCGCAGAAAGGCACCUGAAUCCAACCCUUCCCAAUGUGUCUUGGGACCUCAAAUGUUUUCCAUGGCGAGGCACCCCCAAGCUACGCUCUCUCUGUCGUGUUGAACGUUGGUGCUCAAAAUGUGGCUGUCCUCCAUAACUUGAAACAUUCUGCUGAGAGUUCUUCAACGCGUGUGCAUACAUGUUAUUUUAAAGUGUUCUUCCUUUUAUGCGUAGAAAGGAGAGAGUGAAUCCUGUAGGAGCCAAUGUUUAACUUCUUCAGCAACUUUCUGUGUAUUUAACAAGUUUUGAGAGCGGAGUGAGGACUGCUUUAAAAAAUACAUGUCUAGAAAGAGGUGCUACAUUUUGAGCCUCAGGAGGGCUUGCGCAACACUCUUUUCUUUCAUUUCGGACACUCGUCUGUGUGAUCUUAAAGCAUCCCAAGUGUUUUGCUCGUCUUGUGACUCUGCCCAAGGACAGGAUCUUGUAUGUCGCACCUGUGUACCCGCUGUGAUUUUUCUAGUUAUCAAUAAAGAGGAAGCACUUGUGUUUUAAACAAGCUUCUCACGUGAAUCCUCAAAGCCAACUGAUGUGAUGCCUGAAGCAGAGAAGAAAAAUUUGCUGGUGUCCAAUACGACAACAGCCCGACCCUGUUCCUGAAUAUGGUCUGCUCAGUGCUGCUGGCCUCCACCUCCCAUCAUCACUGACUGUGCUGGAUGGAGCUGAUGGGAGCUAAUAAACAUCUGCAGGGCCACAGAGGUCCCCUAAGACCUGCGGUAGUGGAUGUAACGUGAGCGAUGAACUUAACCUUGGAAGCAGCAAGUCGCCCACCAAGUGCAGCCCAUGUGUUCAAAAACAUUGUUGUAUAUAGGUGGGUUAUAGAGAGUUCAAGCAGCACCUGGCCUAUAUACGAUCAUAGCGUUAGGGCCCUGGAGGUCAACUAGUCUAACCCGCUGUUUGGUGUAUGAAUCUUUGCAACUGCAGCAGCCCUGACAGAUAAUGGUCCAGCCUCUUAAGUACCACCAGUGAAGAAAAGUGCACCACCUCCCCUCUUCCUCUCAUAGAUGCCACCUCUUUCCAAUAUCUACAGCCAUUCUCUUGUAACCCCUCCCCUUUUCUGCUUCUUCCACUUCUUUCUCAGGCUGCCGGUUUUCCUAAUCCUCCAUGCUGGCACAACUGGCUUUACAAUUGACAAGGGCCAGCCCAUCAGCGCCAUGAACAGCCCUGCUCUUGAGAAGGAGGGGAAGCGGCUUCACGACUGACACAUAGGCCAGCCAAUCAACAUUGUGUAUAGCCAUGUAUCAAGUUGACUUGGCGGGGCACUGAGGAAAUAGCUCCAUGACUGACACAAGGGCUAGCCAAUCAGCACUGGGCAAAGCCAGCUUGCACUACAAACUGGCAAAACUUGAUCCUGGUAGAAGAAGAUAUCAACUGUGCAGAUUUAAGAGUGGGGGGGGGGAGCUUCACCAUGAACUGCAGGAGAAAGAAAGAAAUGUCGAAAAGGGAGCGUUUUUAAUAUACAUCUCUCUAUAAAGUGAGCCAAGCCUAUCAGUUCAACAGUCUUCCUUUCACCCUGCCACCUCUGGACCAAUGGUGAUGCUGCUGUUGGUGACUCGGACGCCGUACCAGCCGGCCCAGAACUGAGUGUCUUGGCCUCCGUGGUGAAAGAGGAUGUGGCGGACCCCAGGAGGGUAGUUGUGAAAAGUGUACGAGACCUGAAGAGGGGGUUGGGAUGGGGAGAGAGAGAGAGAGGUGGAAGACAUUUGGACUGAGUAAACUUCCUGAGCCAGGUUGCAUCAUAAGCCCACCCUUGCUGGAAGCCCAUCCAAUCCAGCAUCCUCUUUUUCACAGUGGCCAAUCAGGUGCUCCCAUGGGAAUCCCACAAGCAGGGCGUGAAGGAAGCAAGCCCCUGUCCUGAUGUUUAUUUACUUAAACGUGUAUCUAUUGCUAAUCCUACUCAGAGUUAACAGACACGACAAAGUUAGGUUCAUUAAUUUUUAGAUGGGUCUACUCUGGGUAGGGCUUAGUUGGAUCCAACCCUUAGCCAACUGGUAAACAGCAUGCCUCUGGGUGUCAAGUGCUGGAAACCGCAGGGGAGUUGCUGUUGCACUCAGGUCCUGCUGGUGGGCUUUCCACUGGGGGCAUCUGGUUGGCAACUGGGAGGGUCUUGGGGGACCACUUGCCAUGCUGAGUGAUUUUUAAGUGCAUCUCUAUUGCUUCCUUUAGUUCAUAUAUUGUAUUUUAUUGUAUGACAAUUGCCAUGCCAUAGAACGCAAAUAGCGAUACAAUGAAACACAACAGAAGGAAGAAAAAGAAGCAAGAACGAUACAAUGAAAAAUCAAUAUGAAUAUUUCACAUUCAACACUGACAGGUCGCAGACCACCAGAACGACGCUCAUGGACCUCAGUUUGGGACCCGCUGCCUUACCGGUUUCUUUGUACAAAAAAGGAUUACUGAUUUUUUCCCUUAAUAACAGAGUUAAAAGAACAUUGGGCCUGGUGACUCAACGCCAAAGAGAGCAGGACCCAAGAGGGUUGUAUCCACCUAGGUCCUACUCAGAGUAGACCCAAUAAAAUGAAUAGACCAAA
Messenger RNA from Rhineura floridana, 3329 nucleotides. It is a transcript of the gene MAD2L2, whose product is annotated as mitotic arrest deficient 2 like 2. Bases 147 to 782 code for a protein of 211 amino acids. The record is from RefSeq and is a predicted model, not a curated record. NCBI's taxonomy places the organism in Eukaryota, Metazoa, Chordata, Lepidosauria, Squamata, Rhineuridae. Gene Ontology annotation, cellular component: zeta DNA polymerase complex. The transcript is spliced from 9 exons.